Ostertagia ostertagi is the source of this 2562-nucleotide messenger RNA. The record is from the annotation of a GenBank genome assembly. NCBI's taxonomy places the organism in Eukaryota, Metazoa, Nematoda, Chromadorea, Rhabditida, Trichostrongylidae.
AUGAAUGGCGAUGCGGAGCCACUCCUUCGUUUCUCAGAAGCAAAGAAGGUUUUGGGAGAAAUAUACACAGAUCUGGGAAAACACGUAGAUGAACUGGAUGAAGUAUACAAAGGUAUUGGUGCUCGUUCUGGAGGCGCCGGGGACGCUGCGGAGGCACUGGUUCCCAUCGAGCAAGCUGAAGAAAUUGGUCUCUUCCGUGAUUCCAUCAGAACUAUUAUGGAAACGUUUAGACGUGACAACAUGAAAGUCGUUUUCUUCGGAAGAACGAGCAAUGGUAAAAGUACCACGAUCAAUGCGAUGCUUCAUGCCAAAAUUCUUCCACAAGGAAUGGGUCAUACGACAUGCUGUUUCUUACAGGUACAAGGCUGUGAUGAGGAUACCGGUUAUCUUUUGCACGAAGAUGAUCCUACUCGUAUACCUAUCAGUCAGCUGAGUAAAAUUGGUCAUGCCCUGAGUAGCGACAAUUCCGAUUUACCAGCUAUGGGUCAAGAUUCGCUGCUUCGCGUGUUCUAUCCCAAAGGUCAUGGUGAAGGAGAGAAUCGUCUACUGCAAAAUGACGUGGUUAUCCUGGACAGUCCUGGUGUCGAUCUUUCUCCGGAAUUCGACAGCUGGAUCGAUAAACACUGUUUAGAUGCCGACGUGUUUGUGCUUGUGUUGAAUGCGGAGUCCACGCUCACGCAAGCGGAAAAAAGUUUCUUCUACCGCGUUGCAAAGAAGCUGAGCAAACCGAACGUAUUUAUUCUGAAUAAUCGCUGGGACGCGAGUGCAGCAGAGUCUGAGCACAUUGAUGAUGUAAAACAGCAACAUUUGACCCGGUUCCGCCAAUUUCUUGUAAAUGAGCUAGAGGUGGCAACUGACCGUGAUGUGAAGGACAGAAUUUUUUUCGUUUCUUCACGAGAGGUACUUGACUCACGUCUGAAGGCCAGAGGUUUGAUAAAGACCGCUUAUCAAGUUGAUGGUCAUCAAGUUAGAGCCAUGGAAUUUGAAAUGUUUGAAAAGCAGUUUGAGCAGUGCAUCUCAAGGUCAGCCAUUCGAACGAAAUUUGAAGCCCAUAAUCGGCGAGCAAACGAGAUAAUAUCAAAAAUGCGAGCGAAUGUCGACGUGGUUUAUUCGGCUGCAAAUCGCAACAAGGAAUUCCUGGAGAAGGAACUUCAAAACAGUACUAUUGUGUUCAAUAACUGCCGAACCAAUUUUGCGCAAUUCGAACGAGCCUACCGGGAACAAACCGAGCGUCUCAGAGCUGAAGUCCACUUGAAGGUUUCCGCAGAUUUUAGUGAAGAAAUAAUGAGGCUUGAGGCUAUCAUAGACCGCUUUAAUAUGCCAUUUAUGGACACAAAAGAAGGGAUAAUCGAAUAUAAACGGGCGUUAGCUGACUUCACUGAUAAGUGUGUCAGUUCGGACCUUGAAGCAAGAUGCACGGGUGGAUUGAUGUCGCGAAUUUGGAAUCUCGAGAAUGAUAUGUUCCAGUAUGUGACACAAAUCUUAGCCGAACCUUAUCAACAUAAACUAGAGGAAGUUUGGAGAUAUCGAGCACCGUUCAAAUUCAGCAUCUGUGUUGACGCACCUGCACUGACUAAGGAUUUCCACGAGGAUCUGGAAUUCCGUUUCACAUUCGGUUUAUCGGCUAUCAUUCGUCGCAUUAUCGCAUAUAGAUCGGGGCAGCCUGUAACAGCUAUUCAAACGAACUUGCUCACACCAUUGGCAUUGAGAAAUGCUGGUCGUAGCAAUGAAGACAUGCACGUUGAGGCCAUGCAAAAGGCUGUCGAAGAAAAUGCAAUGAUGACUCAAAUGGUGUUGACCUCAGCCAGCUACUUGGCUAACGGGAGCAUCGGUCUGCUGAUCGUUGGUGGAGUUGUGUACAGAGCUGUAGGUUGGCGGGUAAUUGCGGUAUCUGCGGCAGCAUAUGGAGGGCUGUACUUGUGGGAACGCAUGCGUUGGAAUUCUCACGCUAAAGAGCAGCAUCUCAAAGAACAAUUUCGUGCUCAUCUUGCUGCCCGCAUGCAACAAGUUGGUGCAGCUCAUACGACACAUUGUGAAACUCAAGCCAUGCGUGAAAUGGACCAAGUUUUCGAUGGUCUUCGAGCAACCGUUGCUGGCGUGCACAGGGAGAUGAAGGAGGAGCUGGACAAAAGUAAGAAAGAAAUUGAGAAAGUGGAUGGCACGCUGAAAAGCCUCCUUACAAUCAAGUUGAGGAAAGGCGGCCUUCCUUCUGCGAAGUUUGGAGCAGUUCUCCUCGACUUUCCUGCGAACGGAUUCUCCAUCACCCUAGAUAAAGCUUGUUCAAAGUUGUACAUGUACUCGGAUAAUUACCGGAUCUAUCCAAGUUGUUAUCUACGAGACGUAGUGAUCCAUAACAGCAGUGCUGGUGCUGGGAAUGAACUAAUGACAGGCUCUGCUGACGGUGUGAACGAUGAAGGCUUCGGUGAACUUGACGCUGAGGAUUUUUUCAGCUAUGACAUCGAUAUAAUAAAGGAGGAGGUUGAAUACUACAAGUCCAAGAAAGCAGCAGACGAUGAUAAGGCCGAUGAUGGUCAGUGGUUAAUUAUUCUCAUAAAGAGUUGA